Messenger RNA from Pogoniulus pusillus (Red-fronted tinkerbird), 4611 nucleotides. RefSeq names its product ubiquitin carboxyl-terminal hydrolase CYLD-like. The record is from RefSeq and is a predicted model, not a curated record. Gene Ontology annotation, molecular function: cysteine-type deubiquitinase activity; K63-linked deubiquitinase activity. NCBI's taxonomy places the organism in Eukaryota, Metazoa, Chordata, Aves, Piciformes, Lybiidae. Gene Ontology annotation, biological process: protein K63-linked deubiquitination. Gene Ontology annotation, cellular component: cytosol. The transcript is spliced from 15 exons. The coding region runs from base 135 to 2495 and encodes 786 amino acids.
GGCCGGAAGUGCCGGCGCUGUGGCUGCGCCGCUCUGCGCUGCGCCGCUCUGCGCUGCGCCUGCCCGCUGGUGGCGCAACGCCGGGGUCGGGACAGGGAUCGGGAGCGAGGCUGCGGCGAGAGACGAGCAGAGGAAUGAUGCUGAGCAGCCUCCUGCCUUCAGCAGGAGAUGGGAACUGCUAUUACAUCCUGACAGAAGACUGCACCUACGGCAGCAAGUACUUCCAGGCUGGCAACAUGUGCUUCUGCAGCGAGAGGAGCUACCUGCGCAACUUCUCCAGCGAGGGGCCCCCGGCCUGCUUCCUGAAGGUCAUCAUGCUGGACGACAGCUCCACCGUCACCGUCAACAUCGAGAUCCUCCAGCCCGUGCGCCAGGAGACCGCAGCCUUCCUCCUGGCCAUCGGCAGCCACACCGAGCGCCUCAACUACUUCCUGGAGAGGCUGAGCCUCGAAGCAGCUCUGCGGGCAGUGCCGGGCCAACAGGUGAUGGUGGAGAUCGACCGGCAGCAUCUCCCUGGUGUCAUCCGCUACGUGGGCAGCACCUGCAGGAACAGCUCGGCUGUGCUGGCGCCCUGCUUCUUCGGGGUGGAGCUACAGGGUGAGGGUGAAAACAAAGGACGUAGCGAUGGCUCCUACCACGGCACCGAGUAUUUCAAGUGCAAGAGGAACUGUGGGGUUUUCCUGCCCUUUAACAGAAUCCAGUUUGGUCCCAUAGUGGAUGAUGACUACAUGAAACAGAAACCAAAACUGGACACAGUGGAGAAUGUUCCUGUGAAAGUGGGAGAUGCAGUUAGCUUCUACGUGGACGAGGUCCUCACCAAGGGAGUAGCCAUGGCAGUUUACAAGGAGGGAGCCCAAUGGUUCGUUAAAGUCUGCCCGGAAGAAGAAGGAACAACAGACAUCUUCCGGGAAAUCCCCAUGGAUUCCAUUGUGAAGGAAAGCUUGCAAAGUUUAUUUUCACCAGUGGUGUCCAACGUGGGCUUGGUACACCCAAACCAAAUGAAACAUGAGAUAAGUGAGAGUGGUGAGGAGUGUCCAAGUUGGAUUUCAUCCUUGGAGGUCAACUCCAUGGUCCAGAUCACCUUGGAUAAGGGAAAUCAGGUUUCCGGAAUCAUCCGCUGGUUGGGCUACCUGCCCCAGAUCAAGCACAAGAUGGCAGGAGUGGAACUGGAUGAAGAUAAGGGGGUGACGGACGGCGAGUGGCUGGGCCAGUACUACUUCCACUGCCCUCCGAAGCGUGGCCUCUUCGUGAAGCUGCAGUCCUGCCAGCCUGACGUCCGCUUCCAGUGGUCGCGCAGCAGCCAGCGGAGCCUGGGGCAUUGUGGAGACCAAGAGGUGCCUCCCCAGGCUCCAGAUAGUUUUCCUCCUCUGAGGGAUGAGGCAGCAGUGCGUGUCCUGAAAGGGCGGAUGAAGGGGAUCCAAGGCCACUGUAAUUCCUGCUACAUGGAUGCAGCUCUCUUCAGCCUCUUCUCUUGUACAUCCGUGGUGGACUCCAUGCUCUUCAGGCCCUUCCCACUGUGUGACCGGAAUGUCCAGAGCAUUCUGCGGGACGAGAUUGUGACCCCGCUCCGGAAGACUGGCUUUGUCCAUGCUGGCAGCGUGAUGCACCUCAGGGAGCAGCUGACAGAGAAGGGGCAGUGUUCCAGCUUCACCAAUGCUGAGAAAGAUCCUGAGGAGUUCCUCACUCUCAUAAUGCACCAGAUCCUAAGAAUAGAACCGCUCUUGAGACUCCAGUCAGGAGGCCAGGAGCAGGACUGUUACUGUUACCAGAUCUUUAUGGACAAACAGGAGGAUUUGGUGGUACCUGAUGUGCAGCAGUUAGUGGAACGUUCCUUCCUAUCCUCCGAGCUGAAGCUAGUGGAGAUCCCUUCUUGCUUCAUUAUCCAGAUGCCACGUUUUGGGAAGGAGUACAAGAUGUUCAGUAAAAUCAUUCCUUCCCUGGAGCUGGACAUCACAGAUCUGCUGCUUGACAGUCCCAGGGAGUGCUGUGUGUGUGGUGACGUUGCCACCCUGGAGUGUUCAGAGUGCUUCAAGGACAAGAUGUUCUCAGCUACAGGCCUGAAGCAGUUCUGCAGCUCCUGCUCCAGACAGGUUCACUCCCACCACCACCGCAGCUCACACAAGCCUACUCGGCUGCACGUCCCAGAGGAGUUCCAGAGCAGGAAGGCCUGUGGCAGCCAGCAGGUCCCCCGCGAGAAGCUGGAGCUCUUCGCCGUGCUCUGCAUCGAGACCAGUCACUACGUCUCCUUCGUGAAGUACGGCCCCGGCAGCCAGCACUGGAUGUUCUUCGACAGCAUGGCUGACAGGCACGGUGGUGAAAAUGGCUUCAACAUUCCCACUGUGACUCUCUGCCCUGAAGUGGCCAAGUACCUGGACUUGCCUCUGGCCGUGCUGGCCCUGGAGCAACCUCGGGACAUGGAUGGAGUGGCCAAGCGCCUCUUCUGUGAUGCCUACAUGUACAUGUACCAGAGCAAGAAGAUGUCCCUUUACAAGUGACACUGCCUGGGUCUGGUGCCACCAAGUAGUGAGAGAUCAAACAGGAGCUUGGAUCAACUCCACAUCUCAUCGGUGGUGAAGGCAGACAAGUUCAGGUGCAUCAAGCUUGGUUCUUCUUACCUCCUCCAGCGUCUGCUAUCAAGUUGCCCACAUCAGCCUGUCUGGAUGUGUUCUUGGUCUUACCAAGUGGUACUUUGUACUUCCAGCAGAUCUGGACUCUCAACUUCAUUCUCAUUCCGUAACUUCCACCCUCCUUCCUCCCCAGGAAUCUCUGUCCUACCUCAGAGUCCUCCUCAACAUCCUUUUCUCCCUGGCAGCUCUUCUCUCCAAAGCCGAGGACCAACAUCUCACCAAAACCAUGUUCAUCCUCCUUGAAUUUCAAAGAGCACAAGGAAACCACCACCUCACCUUAUUAAGACACCCUCACUUGUGGAAUGAGAAAACCAAGACCUUUUGGUGUGGUUAAGAGAUGAGUUGUGGAAUCAUAGUAUUUCAGUUGGAAGAGACCUCCAAGAUCAUCAAGUCCAACCUUCAACCUAAACCCACCAUGGUCAGGGCAAGGAUUUGUCUUGUGGCGUUUAGGACCCAUAUCAAGUUGGGUCCUUGAGCUGUCUCCCCUUCUUCAGCACUUCCUGCCACCCUCUCUCAUUUUUAACCAUGAGGUGAACUGGAGAUCUCUUGAGCUUCAAAGAUGCUUCAAACCCAUGGUUUUUUGGUAGGAACAAAACUGGAAGAUUGAUCAGAGGAACAGCAGAUGGCCUCAUGGUGCCUGCUCUUGUUUGCACUAUUGUUAUGUGAUGAGGUCACUGAACCUCACUUUUAGCACUUCCUGUCCCAUCUUUGAAGGCAUUUUGGAGACCAAAAUCAGACCUUUGAAGGAAAAAGUGUUAAAAAUGAGCACUUUGGGCUUCUCUGCUGUGGCCUGGGGUCUCUGGGUGGGAACUGGUGAAGUCAUCCAGAUGGAGAUUCUCUGCCCUUAACCACAGGCAGUCAUGGAGUUAGAGAAGUCAGUGUGAUGAGUUGCCCACACUCCAUAUUGCACUGAUAUUGCACUUUUAGGGGCACCUCCAGGAGUUCCAAACGUGCAGCCCAAACCAUCUUCUUGCUGUUUCCCCCUCUUUUUGUCACAUGCUUGAACCAUGUGAUGGAUGUGGUGUAGGAUGAUUGUUGGAGGGUUGUGAGACCAGCUGGGAUCUCAGCAGCUCAAUUGUACUAUCAGCUUUCUGGUGUGUCCUUUGGUACAUGGUGGCCACAAAGGCCAGCUGGUGACUGGAAAAUCCAGACUGUUAAGGUUUGAGAGCGCUGCUGUCCAGCUUCCAGCUGGCCUUGGUGAGCAUUUGAGCCUCAACACCAAGUUGUUUUCAUGGUACAGAAGGUGAACAGUGGCCUGGUCAAAGGAGGCCAUCCUUCCUCUCUACUCAGCGUUGGUAAGGCCACACCUUACCAGUACUGGGGUACUGGCCCCAGUUUUGAGCUCUCCACUACAAGAGAGCCCAACAAAGAGCCGUGAAGAUAGUGAAGGGACUGCUAAGAGCUGGAACCCCUGAGCCUUGAAGAAGGCUCAUGGGGGGACCUCAUCAAUGUCUGUAAACACCUGAAGGAAGCGCACAAAGAAGACAUCCAGGACCUUCUCCAUGGUGUCAUGACAGGACCAGAGGCUCUGGGCACAACACAGGAGGUUUCCUCUGACCAUCAGGAUGGACCUCUUUGCUGUGAGGAUGGCAAGCAAUGGCACAGGUUGCCCAGAGAGGUGACAGAGUCUCCAUCCUUGGAAUACUCAAAGUGGUCUUGGACCAAGUCAAAGCACAAGUGGUUGACAAACCUUUCUAGGGGUAGGAGAGAUGGUGGCAGAUCCAGCAAUGGAUCAUCUGAAGGCUGGGUUAACUCUUUUCCUGCUUCUGCACUUACUGACCUCUGGCCGAUCCUCUAUGGCCAUGGAGAGGCCUGGAGGGUGCUGCUGCCUUUCUUUGUCUACCUGAAGUUGUUGUUGUUCCUUCUUCCCUUCUCUCCAAAGAGCUCAGGACAAUGUCCUCAGGUACACCAGGGGUUGGGCUUUUGUAUCUCUGGUACUUCUGCUCUGAAAAUGUUCCCUUGAGUAGUAAACUUCCCAUGGUCA